This is a messenger RNA of Aureococcus anophagefferens, 2863 nucleotides long. RefSeq lists its product as hypothetical. Lineage: Eukaryota; Pelagophyceae; Pelagomonadales; Pelagomonadaceae. The record is from RefSeq and is a predicted model, not a curated record. Gene Ontology annotation, cellular component: plasma membrane. Gene Ontology annotation, molecular function: ABC-type transporter activity; zinc ion binding; ATP binding. The transcript is spliced from 2 exons. Bases 1 to 2823 code for a protein of 940 amino acids.
AUGUUCAAGAACAAGAAGCUGCGACAGCAGCUCCACAACGACGUGUUUUUCGUGUCGAAGAUCAGCGGCGUCUUCCACCACGCUUUAAACUCCGUCUUCGAAGCGCUCACGCAGCGCUACACGGACCUCGGCGAGGGCGAGGUGAUGAAAUGGUUUUCUUCAGAGUACUUGGAGAACGGCGCGUGGACGCGCGCGGAGCUGCCGCCGGGCUUCCCCAAUGACACGAACACGCUCGAGGCCUCCAACAAGACGCUCAAGGAGCAGUGCACGGAAUAUACGAUGAAACCCGUCCUCGCCUUCCUCUCGGACAUCUUCGCCUACGUGCAGGACAAGAGCCAGCUCAACGCGGAGUUCGCGUACGACGCGCCGCCGUCGACGCCGCAGACGAAGCUGGCGAAGGACGCGACGGCGGUCCUGAGCUCGGUGCAGCUCCUCAAGGGCGUCGAGGUCUCCUACGACAUCCUCACCUCGGGGACCCACCUCACGUCCAUGCUCCUCAUCAUCGGCGUCAAGCCGGACCUCGCGGCGCCGCCCGUCGCGUUCAUCUCCGACGCGACCUACGUCGACAUGCUCCGCGCGCUCGACACGAACGACAAGGAGGCCUGGACGACGGAGGUCGACCGCCGGCUCGCACCGUUCGUCGGGCUCGCGACGGGCGACGCGUCGUCGUCGUCGGGCCGCGGCGCGCGCGCGCCGUCGUGGGGCGCCGUCACCGCGGCCCUCGACGCGGGGAUUUUGCUAGUCCCGCUCGAGGGCGGCAACUUCUUCUGCACCUGCGGCGACUACCAGCACAGGGGCGUGUGCAAGCACGCCCUCGCGUACAAGUCAGCAACCAACCACACGACUUGCAAAGCAAGAAUGUGCAAGCCCGACAUGGACAAGCAGCUCAAGCCCGACAACAAGCCCGACAUGGAGCUCAGCGUCCACUUCCGCAACCUGUCCGUGCGGUUCAAGGACGUCGUCGCCCUCGCGCCGUGCAGCGGCGACGUGCCGGCGGGCGAGCUCACGGCGCUCAUGGGCCCCACGGGCUGCGGCAAGACGAGCCUGCUCAACGCCAUCGCGCGGCGCGGCCCCGUGAGCGGCGGCAGCGUCUGGUACGGCGCGGACCUCGCGUGGUCGAGCGCGCUCAAGCGCCACGUCGCGUUCAUCGAGCAGGACGACCUCGUGUUCCCGGGCCUGACCAUCCGCGAGACGCUCGUCUUCUCCGCGCGGCUCCGCCUCGCCGACGCGACGCUCGCGGAGAAGCUCCGGCAGGUCGAGGAGUGCAUCGAGCUCCUGCGCCUGUCGCACUGCGCGGACGCCAUGGUCGGCGGCGGCAUGGACCGCGGCGUGUCCGGCGGCGAGCGGAAGCGCCUCAUGGUGGGCCAGGAGAUGCUCACGAACCCGCGGCUGCUCUGCUGCGACGAGCCGACGUCCGGCCUCGACUCCACGACGGCCUGCGUCGUCGUCGAGGCCCUCCGGGAUCUGGCGAAGGCGCGGAACGUCGCCGUCGUCGCGUCCAUCCACCAGCCGUCGAGCCGCCUCUUCCUCCUCUUCCACGGGUUGCUGCUCCUCGAGAAGCGCGGGUUGGCCUACCGGGGCCCGACGGCGUCGGCGGGCGACGCCUUCGCGGGCGCGCCCUUCGGCCUGCCGUGCCCGCCGGGGUUUUCCGCGCCGGACUGGAUGAUGGAGGUCGUCGUCCGCGGCGAUCUCGCCGGGGACGCGGCGGUCGCGGCGCUCGACGCCGCCUACGGCCCCGGGACCCUCUCCCCGCCGCCGGCGCUCCGCGCGCUCGACGCGCCGGCGCGGCGCCACCGCUACGCGGCGCCGCUCUCGGAGCAGGCCGCCGUGCUCUGCGCGCGCGCGUGGAAGGAGGUGAAGCCCAAGAUCUUCCAGCGGACGUCGCUCCAGCUCCACGUCGGCAACGCGACGAUCGGCGGGCUCAUGUGGUUCCAGCUGGGGUACCGGGAGAGCGAUAUCUGGUCUCGCUACUCGCUCGCCUUCGCCGUGCCCAUCGCCUGGGUCUUCUUCCCGCUCAUGGACAGCCUCGGCUUCGUGCCGACGGCGGAGAUCAUGCUGCGGAAGGAGCUCUCCGUGAACUCGUUCCGCCUCGAGGCCUGGUACCUCAUCCAGACGACGUACCUCCUGCUGCCCAUGUUCGCGCAGUCCAUGAUCUACUUGAUCGUCUUCUUCGCGCUCUCGGGCGUCUCCACGAACCCGCUCGUCUUCGUCGCGCUCUACGCCGUCGUCGUCAUCGCGCUGCUCACGUUCCAGUCCAUCGGCCUGCUGCUCUCGGCCGCGGUCAAGCCGGAGAACCUGUCGACGUGCGCCAUGCUCUUCGUGACCUACUGCUUCCUCUUCACGGGCUUCUUCAUCCGCCUCGACGAGACGGCCGUGCCCUGGGCGGCGUUCUGCAACCCCGUCUUCUACAUCCUCCACCUGGCGGUCUGGUCCGUGUUCAGCAUCGACAACAAAAGGUUCAAGUGCGGCAACGACACGGACGACGAGGGCACGAUCUACGUCGACUCGUGCGGCGGCGGCGCGGACCGCAACGACGGCAAGAUCGCCGUCGUCGAGAUCUACAAGCAGUACGAGCUCCGCCGCUUCGAGCCGGCCAUCGCGGUCCUCGCGCUCCUCCUCAUCUUCCUCGUCGCGCGCCUCGCGGCCUUCGUCCUCCUGAAGCGGCGCAUGAAGAGCCACUUCAAGAAGCUCCUCUCCUACGAGGAGGGCAAGGGCGCCGACGCGGAGAAGCCGCCCCUCAACGCGCGCAAGAGCGUCCUCUCCCGCGCGGAGCCCGAGGCCGUCCUCCUCGCCGACGACGCCGAAUCCAAGGAGAGCGCGUGAAGCACCCCUGUCUGCUGCCCAUAAAGUGCCUGUUUGCCUG